CUCUGACCAUUAAAUUAAAGUGAGAUGAUCCCACGGUGUUUAAACUCCAGAACACCAUCUAAUGUUCAAGUGUACAAUGCUGUCACCCGGAAUCCUCAGAUUUCAUUUCGCCAACUCGAAGCAGCAUCAAAUUUCAGCAUAUUUACCUAAAAAAAUUGGGAAAAGCUACUGUUGCAUGAGGACGAAGUUCUGUUCCCUCUGAAAUUGAACUGCUGAGAAGCUGAAUGAUGGCGUCAAUCCUCAGUCGCAAGCCGGUGAGAGUACUGGAAGAGGACUGGCCUUCGAAUGGUAGUCCAACGGACGCGGUGAUUUUCGUUGGGAUCAGCUUGGUGUUGGGAAUAGCGUGCCGACACGCCCUCAGGGGCACACGUGUCCCUUACACAGUGGCUCUGCUGAUUCUCGGAAUUGGCCUUGGUGCCCUGGAAUACGGAACACAUCACCAGUUGGGAAAGAUUGGAAAUGGGAUUCGCAUAUGGGCUGAUAUUGAUCCUGACCUUCUCUUGGCUGUGUUCCUUCCUGCGCUUCUCUUUGAGAGCUCAUUUUCUAUGGAAGUUCACCAGAUAAAGCUUUUUUUUCCCUAUAACUGGAGCUGGAAUACAUCCUUGCUGCUUGGGGGCCUCCUCAGUGCUACUGAUCCUGUGGCUGUUGUGGCUCUUCUGAAAGAACUGGGAGCUAGCAAAAAAUUGAAUACUAUAAUUGAAGGAGAGUCCUUGAUGAAUGACGGGACAGCAAUUGUGGUCUUUCAGUUAUUUUAUCGGAUGGUUCACGGCUGGAACUUUAAUUGGGGGGCAUUAAUCAAGUUUUUGUCACAAGUCUCUCUUGGAGCGGUAGGUAAUGGUGUUGCUUUCGGUGUAGCAUCUGUCUUGUGGCUGGGAUGUAUAUUCAAUGACACAGUUAUUGAAAUUUCUUUGACAGUUGCCGUGAGCUACACAGCCUAUUUCACAGCCCAAGAGGGACUUGACGUCUCUGGAGUUUUGACAGUCAUGACUUUGGGAAUGUUUUAUGCUGCUGUGGCUCGAACAGCUUUUAAAGGUGAAAGUCAGCAAAGCUUGCAUCAUUUUUGGGAUAUGGUUGCUUAUAUUGCUAAUACAUUGAUCUUUAUCUUAAGUGGUGUAGUGAUAGCUGAAAGUGUGCUCAAAAGUAGCAGUAUAUCUGGAAGCCAUGAGCAUUCUUGGGGUUAUUUGUUCCUUCUAUACGUGCUUGUUCAAGUUUCACGAGUUCUUGUAGUUGGACUAUUGUAUCCAUUCUUGAAAUAUUUUGGUUAUGGUUUGGACUGGAAAGAAGCUAUUAUUCUGGUCUGGUCUGGUCUACGUGGGGCCGUCGCAUUAUCCCUUGCUCUCUCUCGUUCGAGUGACAACUCAUCAUAUAUCAGCUCUGAUACUGGGAGUCUGUUUGUAUUUUUGACUGGUGGAAUUGUAUUUCUUACGCUUAUGGUGAAUGGAUCAACGACUCAGUUUGUUUUACAGAUUCUUAAGAUGGACAGGCUUUCAGCAGCCAAGAGGAGAAUACUGAAUUACACAAAGUAUGAAAUGCUGAACAAAGCACUGGAGGCCUUUGGUGAUCUUGCGGAGGAUGAGGAGUUAGGACCCGCAGACUGGGGUUCUGUUAAACGAUACAUAAAAAGCUUAAAUGAUAUAGAUGGUGUACAAGAACACCCACAUUCCACGUCUGGAAAUGAUAAUGACUAUGAACAUAUGAAUUUGGAAGAUAUACGUGUGCGCUUCUUAAAUGGUGUUCAGGCAGCUUACUGGGUCAUGCUUGAUGAGGGAAGGAUCACACAGACGACAGCCAAUCUUCUUAUGCGAUCUGUUGAUGAAGCAAUUGACGUGGUACCUCAUGAGGCUUUGUGUGAUUGGAAGGGCCUAAAAUCUUAUGUGAACAUGCCAAGUCACUAUAAGUUUCUCCAAGCAAGCAUUGUCCCUCCAAAGCUUGUGACUUAUUUUACUGUCGAGAGAUUAGAAUCUGCCUGCUAUAUUUGUGCUGCUUUUCUUCGUGCACAUAGAAUUGCAAGGCAGCAACUACAUGACUUCAUUGGAAAUAGUGAGAUUGCUGCCAUGGUAAUUAGGGAAAGUGAGCAGGAAGGUGAAGAAGCAAGGAAGUUUCUGGAAGAUGUUCGGGUGACAUUUCCUCAGGUACUACGUGUUGUGAAAACAAGGCAAGUCACGUAUUCUGUGCUGAAUCAUUUGAUUGAUUAUGUACAUAAUCUUGAGAAGAUUGGCUUAUUAGAAGGAAAGGAGAUGAGCCAUCUUCACGAUGCUGUCCAGACUGACUUGAAAAGGCUAUUAAGAAACCCUCCUUUGGUCAAAGUUCCUAAAAUAAGGGAUUUGGUAUCUGCCAACCCUUUAUUGGGAGCCCUUCCUUCUAGGUUGCGUGAGACAUUUGUAGGAUCGACUAAAGAAAUGAUGAAAUUAUCAGGAGCAACGCUAUAUAAAGAGGGAUCAAAGCCAACUGGUAUCUGGUUAAUAUCAAAUGGAGUAGUAAAGUGGUCAAGUAAAAGCCAUAAGCAUUUAUUGCACUCAAGUUUCACACAUGGAAGUACUCUUGGUUUGUAUGAAGUGCUUGCUGAAAGGCCCUACAUGUGUGAUAUUGUCACCGACUCUGUGGUACUGUGCUUCUUUAUUGAGAAUGAAAAGAUAUUUUCCGCAUUGAGAUCUGAUCCUGCAGUGGAAGAUUUCUUUUGGCGGGAAAGUGUCAUUGUUCUUGCCAAGCUCAUGCUUCCUCACAUGUUCGAGAAAAUGCCGAUGCCAGAUUUAAGAACUCUUAUCGCUGAAAGGUCGACAAUGAAUAUAUACAUAAGGGGAGAAAGUUUUGAACUACCUGCACAUUAUGUGGGUUUCUUAUUGGAAGGUUUUGUAAAGAUUCCAGGUGGUCAAGAAGAGCUGCUUACAGCUCCAGCAACAAUACUACCCCGUAGAAAUCAAAGUUUCACUCGACCUGAAACAUCAGGCGUCAGGGCAGAAAGUUUCAUUCACCAAGUUUCUGUCUAUCAAGUUGAGACAAGGGCAAGGGUAAUUACACUAGACAUUGCUGGGUUCGAAGCUGGUAGAACUCUCCAAAAAAGGCCGUCUUCAAUAAUUUCACGUUCAGCCGAUUACUCGUCUGGAUCUCUUGUUCCAGAGCAUGGUGGUCUGAUGAGGUGGCCUGAACAAAUGUUCAUCUCCAAACAUCAUGAUCCAGAAGUGUCAUACGAACAAGGAAACAAUUUGUCUGCCAGGCAAAUGCAGCUGAGCAAUUAUGGUAGCAUGAUUAACAUCGGAGGACGACGUACUCGAAGUAGGAGAGUGAGGCCGGCUUACAGCAUGUCAUAUCCUAGAGUCCCUUCCAAUCACACACAACGUCGAAUGGUCUCCUCAAAAUCCGAAGGGUCUGCCACCCUAUGCACGAGACUUUAUGGGCAAGAAGAUAGUAAAAAAAAGCAAAUUGUUUCACGACAUGAGGAGUUGCAUCACAACAACAAGCGUCCAACGAGAGAUGAGUCGAGCGACGACUCUGACGAGCAUAUUGUGAGGAUUGAUUCCCUGAGCAAACUUUCUUUCUACCAGGCCUCUUGACGCCUUUUCUCGAGGCUGUUGUUGUAUCAUUUUUUUUUUUUUUUUCUCUUCCUUCUAUUUUUCCUUUAUGUAAUUUAACUGUGUUCUUCUGUCCUUGUGCUCAUCCACGGAAGAAUAUGGCAAUACACAUCACUUAAUGUUAUAAGCGAAGGAUGUGCUUGGGAUAUGGGGAAACUUUGGUGUAAGAUUAUAUCUGGAUGAUUUAUGACACACAAGUAUAUAAAUAAGGAGGACAUUGAUAAGGUUUGCCGUUAGGUUGGCUGCAAGAAGACACCUUGUGUUGUUCUUAUGGGAUAUAUGGGUUCAUGGGCCGUAAAGAUUGGGAGGAAUAAUAAACGAACAAAGUUACACCUGAGAUUUAGUUUGGUUCAUUUUUUAUUAAGAAAAUCAUGCCUUUGUGGUUUGUCACUGUCUAGUUCUUGUGAAUAAUAUAAGUUUGUU
This is a messenger RNA of Striga asiatica, 3992 nucleotides long. The record is from the annotation of a GenBank genome assembly. Lineage: Eukaryota; Viridiplantae; Streptophyta; Magnoliopsida; Lamiales; Orobanchaceae.